AUGGCGUCCCGUGAAGACUACGCAGUUGGGUGGGUCUGCCGUUUGCCUGUCGAGGUGGCCGCAGCCAAAGCAGCGCUCGAUCGUGUCCAUGACAAUCUACCCACGGAUCAGGAUCCAGACGGCAACAACAACUACAUUCUCGGGAAUCUUCAGCACCACAAUGUCGUUGUGGCAUAUCCAAAGGUGCACGGCAAAUCGUCACUGGCCGACGUGACCGCACAGUUGCAUGCAAGCUACCCAUCUGUCCGAUUCAAUCUGAUGGUAGGCAUCGCGGGAGGAGUGCCCGACACGAAGGAUGAUGUUCGUCUCGGUGAUGUUGUUGUCAGCAAGUUGUCAGCUGGGUGGUCGGGUGUCCUCGAGUACGACGUGAACGGGGAACGAGCGAAAGAUCAGAUUGCUCUCGGCAAACCGUUGGAUCAGCCGACACUUUUGCUUCUCACAGCUAUGGGGAAGGCCCAGACAGCCGCCAUCUUUGAAGAAAGCAAGAUGCCCCGCUAUAUCUCCGAGAUCGUGCAGAAAGAUCCAGUCACCUUUGCCCACCCUGGCCCAGAACAAGACAUCCUCUUCGACGCAAAUUAUGAUCAUGCAACCAAUGGAUCUGAAAAAGGUGGAUGCAGUCAUUGCGACCCGGAUAAGAUCCGAUCAAGGCAGCCGCGUGAAGUACAGGAUCCCGUUGUUCAUUAUGGCUCAAUUGCCUCCACCCGUCAUUUGACGCGCAACGGAGCAGGACGGGACCAGUUCGCACGCAAGCAUGAUAUUCUCUGCUUCGAGAAAGAGGCAACUGGGUUGAGGGAUGCCGCUCAGUACCUGGUCAUUCGAGGAAUUAGCGACUACGCAGACUCGCACAGCUUAGAUAUCUGGCAUGCCUGGGCUGCAGCGACCGCAGCAGCAUACGCAAGAGAGGUCCUGUCAUUCGUGCCCGCCGCCUCCAAGACGAUACCUUUGGCCGCAAACGCGUAUGCCGAGGCCGCGCCCGUUCUUGACGCCUUACUCCUGACAAGACCGGACGUUGAUCGGAAGUCCCUCAUUGCACUGAAGGGACGCAGGGUUGAUGGAACCUGCGAGUGGGUUACGAAGCAUCACCAUUAUCAAGAGUGGCUGGCAGAUACGAGCCAACAACUCCUCUGGAUCUCAGGUGGCCCUGGAAAAGGAAAGACAAUGCUCGCGAUUUAUAUCACCGAGGUGCUACAACCACUGGUUGACGCUGGUGACAAUGUUCUCCUCUAUUACUUCUGCAGUAAUCGGGACAAGAAUCGGAACACGGCAUUGACCAUAUUGAGAGGCAUCCUGCAUCAAUGGAUCGGCCUCCAGCCCCACCUGGCCAAAGAAGUCAAGAACUCAUUCGAGGGGGCGGAUACGACCAAGUACACAAUUUCCAGUUUUGUCGCGCUGUGGAGGGUUUUCCUGACUCUGCUCCAGCAGACCACAUCUUCUCAGGUAGUCUGUGUCCUCGAUGGUCUCGACGAGUGCGAGAAGGAAUCGCUCAGACAGCUUCUAGAUGCCGUUGGAAGCUACUUGUCCAAGUCUGGGGAAGGGGCAAAGCCACGACUGAAGCUCAUUAUUCUCUCCCGACCUCAGCCGUCUGUGUUGGAGAGCAAACUCGGUCACUAUCCGCAAAUUCAGUUGGACGCCUCCGACACGGAAACUACGCAUGAUGUCGAGAGAUACAUCUUUGCCAAAGUCACCGAACUGGCAUCCGAGCAAGACCUUUCCGAAGAGAUGGUCGCGCAGGUUCAGCAGACCCUGCUAGCUGGAGCCGAUGGUACCUUUCUGUGGGUUGCAUUCGUUGCCAAUGAGCUUCAGGGCCGGAGUUGGAGCAAGAUUGAUGAAGUGCUCCGCCAAAUUCCCAAAGGCCUGAGUGGGAUUUAUCAGCGGCUUCUUCGGCAGGUCGACGACAAGGAAGCUUUGGUCCCCAUUCUUCAAUGGGUUGUUCUCGCUGCCCGGCCCCUCACACUGGAAGAAUUGGCCGUGGCCGCUGGAGUCGAGGCGGCUGGUACUAUUCCAGCAACACAAGUGACCCGGAGGCGGCUUAGGGUCGGCGGGUUGCUCGUCAAGGUCGAAGGAGACGUCGUCAAUCUGGUUCACGAAUCGGCGAAAGAAUUCUUCCAGAGCGAUCAAGUCAACAUCCAAGGGAUCGACAUGUUCCAUAUGGGCCAGGAAACCCACAGGAAACUCAUGCAGACUUGUUUGGCUCACGUAGAACGCGGGUACGGAAAUUCCAGCACGCCCGGCCAGGAUCCCUUCCUAUCUUACGCCAGCCAGUACUGGCCGGUGCAUUUCCACCACGCCAUUCAUGUGAUCGAUUCAGCGACAGAAUUCUCGCGUCCAUUCUUUCGAGUGGACUCUCCCAUCCGGACAGGAUGGUGGAAAGUCUACUGGGAGCAGGAGAAGAACGGCGGCAGCCCGCCCACCUUCACUCUCUUGCAUCUGGCGGCAUACUUUGGAAACGUACCCUGGGCCAAAAUGUUACUCGGCACACAUGCCCGCCUCAUUUCGCGGAAGGACAAUUACGGCCGGACACCUUUGUACUGGGCAGUCAACAGAGGUCACCGAGAAAUGGUGGAGCUCCUGCUUGAACAUGGGGCACGUGUGAACUUCAAGGAUCGAAGCAUGUUAACUGCUUUACACAUAGCAGUAAUCGGUCAACACAGAGACGUUGUGUCGGUACUGCUCGAGCACGGUGCCCGCAUCGAGGCCAAGGGGGAGACUGGCGACACGGACACCCCAUUGGUGCGAGCCAUUUUGGGGAACUCGAGGGAAAUCACGGAGGAACUGCUCAAGCAAGGAGCGCGCGUGGAUAAGUUGUCAUCGUUUCUGGGAGUUGCUUCUCUGAGGCCGCCUACGGCUCCAUUGGAUGAACGGGUGACAGAGCUACUUGGGCUCCAGGAGCAGGUCCUGAAUGCGCGCUUCAAGCAUACGACGCGAGAUGUGGACCUGGUCACGAAGGGACUGGUCCUAUCCAUCCGCAUUCCUCUGGUCCUUGAAUUGAUGACCCUCUAUUUCAAGUACAUGGCAUUGAACCGCAUGGACAGUCUGCCUGUCCUGCGGGAGCUGAUCCAGGAGAACAAGAUGAAGCAAAUGCGGGCAUGGGCAAAACCGUACCAUGUGUUCCUCGCGGGGCUGGUGUAUGCUAAGAGUGCAAGGAAGCUCCAGGCCAUGGGCGACCUGCCGACAUAUUGCUUGCAGAGGGUCACACCCGGAGAUAUGCAGGCACUGGUGGUCAUCAUGACCUUCACCGGCAUGGAGACGAAAUCCACAGCUGUCCAAGAAGGAUGGAAGCCAGGAGACGACAUCACAUCUGCGGCAAUCGCAGACUGGGCCGCCAUCGCCUACGAGAGGGACUCUCUAGAGUACUUCCACCUCGGCAUCAGAGAAUUCCUGAUCGAUUUCGAUGGUUGUAUCCGGAAUGAGAACCGGGAAGAGAACGUGCUCCGAACGACCCUACUCAUGACGGUCCACUUCGCCAUGCUCGACAAACAGAAACCAGGGCCGAUCGAGUACAUAUCCCGGGUCACCGCUGAGUUCUUUGAAGGAUACAUCGGCAGCGUUUACGAGGUUGGGUUGUUCAGCGACGCGAACCAGGCGUACGCAAAGAAGCUGCGCGUCGCCAGCGACAGCCGAGACUCUGCCUUGUUGCGUCACAUCCUGAACACCAUUUUCCAGUGCGCCCAGCAGGCCAAAGAGAAUGGACAGGACCGCUUUCUCAACAUACCCUCGGCCGCAUGCUUGAUCCUCUGCCAGGAGAACGCCGCCGCCCACCGGUGGCUCAUUGGUGAGGCCAUCCCGGAGGAGAUGGCGGCAUUGAUAGCCCAGCAGCCUCCGGGAGCGCUGCAGAAGCGGGCUUGCAAGGCUCUGAUAGAGUGCCUGAUCAUUGGGAAGCAGUACGGUUUGAGCGCGGAGAAACAAAGCGUCGAGAAGCAUCUGCGGUCCUUGCCGGAGGUUGAACACAUGAUGAAUCGCAUACUGGGUGUAUGA
This is a messenger RNA of Fusarium vanettenii 77-13-4, 3975 nucleotides long. RefSeq lists its product as uncharacterized. Gene Ontology annotation, molecular function: catalytic activity; protein binding. The transcript has a single exon. The record is from RefSeq and is a predicted model, not a curated record. Gene Ontology annotation, biological process: nucleoside metabolic process. NCBI's taxonomy places the organism in Eukaryota, Fungi, Ascomycota, Sordariomycetes, Hypocreales, Nectriaceae. The coding region runs from base 1 to 3975 and encodes 1324 amino acids.